Messenger RNA from Sphaerodactylus townsendi, 3846 nucleotides. It is a transcript of the gene BCL2, whose product is annotated as BCL2 apoptosis regulator. Gene Ontology annotation, molecular function: protein homodimerization activity; protein heterodimerization activity. The record is from RefSeq and is a predicted model, not a curated record. Bases 1060 to 1746 code for a protein of 228 amino acids. Gene Ontology annotation, biological process: negative regulation of intrinsic apoptotic signaling pathway; intrinsic apoptotic signaling pathway in response to DNA damage; extrinsic apoptotic signaling pathway in absence of ligand. Lineage: Eukaryota; Metazoa; Chordata; Lepidosauria; Squamata; Sphaerodactylidae. The transcript has 3 exons. Gene Ontology annotation, cellular component: mitochondrial outer membrane.
AGGCGCCUUGUGCUUGGCCGGCUUGGCAGGGCUGGCCCGGCGGAGCCAGGGGGCUGGGGGGUGGGCCGGGGCAGGGGUAGGGGGGUGGGGGCUGGACAGGACCAAUUAAUACGUCAGACACGCCCCGUCAUCCCUCCCUUUGCCCUGUAGGAUUUCAUUUUUGCAAAUAAUAUACAUCUGCUUCCCCCCCCCCCCUUUCUGUAUUUUUUUUUCCUCCCUGGAGUUGAGGGGGGUCCAGAUAUAUACCUCUAUAUCUCUAUAUCUAUUUGCAUCUGUGUGGCGGAGACUGAAUUGAAGCUCAAUCUCUGAAUGAAACCAGGUUCCUUUUUGGAACUGCAUUGCACUGGGGGAUAGUGUUCAUUAAUUAGCCUGGAUGAAAAAUAUUAUUUUUCCUUCCUCUGUUGCUUUUUAGCAUUUCUUCUCCCCCCCCCCUCCCCCUCGUUUUUCUCUCUCUCUGACUUGGAUUGUUCUCUUCCUUGGACUUGAUUCUGACUUUUGACACAUUCUGUCGGAGAUGUCAUUCAAACUGGAGGCUGGGAAACGUUUUUGGAAGUCAUAGUCAUUUUGCAGGAUUUGGGGACAACUUGUUUUUUUUUCUCCCCGAAAAAAUAUUUUGGCAGGAAGGGAGAUCACCAAAGAAACCAGCGUUUCAAUUAUUUUGGAGAAACUGAUGCUUUGGAUUUUAUUUUAUUUUAUUUCCCUUUAAGGAAACUUAACAGAAAAGCAAAUUUCCAAUUCAAAUGUAUUUCAACACGGCCGAGGGAAGGUUUCUGAAAACAAGGCUUAUAUUAUACAUGCAUCUUGGAAUACAGUAUUUGCCGGAUUUUAAAUCCUGCUUCCGUCGGGGAUCACAGACGGAGGAGGAAGCGCAGAGGAGACGGAAAUACCUUUGAGACCCCAAAGACUCCCCCACACCUCAACCAAUGGAACUGCACAGAAUCAAACGACUGGAUUAUAUAUAAAUACUGGCAUUCGGUACUGCUGGCUGCUCUAUUUGUGGUGGUGGAGGGGGGGGUAACAUUACAUUUGCUUCUUCUUCUUCUCUUUUGCUCAUUAUAAAUGAUGGCUUAUCCUGGAAUAAGAGAAUACAGUAGCCGGGAGAUAGUGCUGAGGUACAUCCAUUACAAGCUGUCGCAGAGAGGAUAUGAUUGGAUUGCCAGUGGAGAUGGAGCAGAUCUUCUUCCUUCGGUUGCUGGGACCUUUUCGGCGCUUGCACGACCGGCACCUUUGCCUUCUGAACCCCCUGGGCCAGCUGCUAGCGACCCCGGUGUGGUUGACGGGCUGCACCCCGUGCCGCAGAUUGUCCACUUGACUUUACGCCAAGCUGGUAAUGAGUUUUCACGUCGUUAUCAGGGGGACGUCGCCCAGAUGUCUGGCCAGCUCCACUUGACCCCGGGCACUGCCAGGAGCAGUUUUGUGGCAGUGGUGGAGGAGCUGUUCCGAGACGGGGUUAAUUGGGGAAGGAUUGUUGCCUUCUUUGAGUUUGGAGGCAUGAUGUGCGUGGAGAGCGUCAGUCGGGAGAUGUCUCCUCUGGUGGACAAUAUUGCCGCGUGGAUGACGGAGUACCUGAACCGACACCUGCACAAUUGGAUCCAGGACAACGGAGGUUGGGAUGCCUUUGUGGAGGUGUACAGCAACAACAUGAGGCCUUUGUUUGAUUUCUCAUGGCUGCCGCUGAAGACGAUUCUGGGUCUGGCUGUUGUCAGCGCAUGUAUCACCCUUGGUGCUUACCUGGGGCACAAGUGACUUCGACCAACGUGGCAGACGGCUGAAAAAGCUGUCUUUCCCCUUUUGACUGAAACAAGGGGAGGGGGGAAGAGUUAAAUAAUAUGUGGUAUUUUUUCUUGUAGCAUAAUGCUAUUACCUUAUGAGCCACACCGCUUUCUAGAUAAAUAUUAAAUCAGCUAUUACUGCCAAAGGGAAUAUUCAUUUAUUUUUUACAUUGCCGGAAAAAGAGUUAUUUAUUAAAGAUAUUUUACAUUUAACCCAUUAUUUUCCUGAAACUCUGUACGCUAUACACAAGGACAUCACAAUGCAAUUGCAGUAAAGUUGAAAGAGACCCAAAGAUGUUCUAGUGAAGUGCAACUGGACAGUUUUAUGAUACUAGAAGGAAGAACAGACACAGACACAACCAUGUAUCUGGAGGGAAGACAAUUCAUGGGUUGCUAUGCACAUGGAAGGUAAAGCCUAAAAUCGAGCGUGGAAGAUUUCCAGCCAGCGAUGCCAUUGGUCAUCAAACAUGGUACCUGUCAAGAACAAGACAUAAACACGAGAUUACGGCCAGUGGUCCGUGAGGCUCCGCAGCUUAUCCCCAAGAGCAGGCACAUCGUCUUUGGAAGCCUUCCUUCACAGGACAACACCUGGGAAUGUUGUGAUGUGUUGCUUGUGAAGCACCACAUUCCAUGGUAACUUGUGCCAUUAUAAACCACAAUAGUUGGAAGGGGAUCGUGAUUUUUUUCCCUUAAUGCAGUGAUCUGAGAUUCUGAAGUGAAGUUUUGGAAUUGCAAGAAAUGACUGUUUCAGUGUAUUCUUCAUCAGUAACUUUAAAGUUGUAACCAUCAGGAAACCGUCACCGUAAGUGCCUGUGUCUACCCCGCAGAACUGGUGUCCUCUGGAAGUUCUGAUUCACGUCUCCACCGGAGUAGGAGUUUCUUCUCGGCUGAUCCUGUUUUACUUACUGAAUUAUUCUUGGGGAUCUUUUGAAAAUUGCUUUGGGUUGCUUCAUAAUAUCUCAAAGAAGCUCAGAGUCAUCUGGCAAUCAGAUGAAAUUGUUUCCUUCUUUCAGAUUGAACACCAAAAUCAUAAUCCGGUUUUCCCUCCCUACAGAGCUUUAUUUUCUCUUCCCCUUCCCCAUGAAGUCUUACGUUCUGUUAAUUUCAUGAGACCAACCUUGAAAGAAAAGAAGCUAAAGAACCACACAACACCUCCGCCUGGACAGACUCGUAGACAUCAAUUUUCCUUAGUUAUCUGUUGUUGCUUGUAUGGAAACUUAGGGAAGAGAGGUGGGGAAUUCAUAUUUGAAAUCCCUUAAAAUAAAACAAAUCCAGAGUACUUAACUGACACUUUUAUAUGGACUAUAUAACAAAGGAGAGUUAAUUUGGGGGGGGGGGGACUUUGGUUCUAAACCUGUAAGUCGGAGUAGGUCGCUGAAUGGUAUGGAGAACUCUCCAGCCUCUUAAAGUCACUGGAAGUGGUUGGAGUCAUUAAUUUUGGGGUUAAUGGAGGUAAACACAGUCUCGUAAGCAAGAGACUGGAUGGGACAAUGUCAGCCAGUCAAUUAUACCAAGAUUUCCAAUAAGCUGAGAUGAAGGUACCGAGUUCUUUGAUAAAGGCAGCUUUAGAUAGGAUUCUAUCCAACUUUAUGAAUCUGUAUUAGCUAGGCAUAGGGAGAAGAGAUGGCCAGAAUCACAAGUAAAACUCCUGUGUAUCUGCUUGGGACUUUACUAGGGUUUGGACUCUGCGUGCUGCUUUUCCUACUACAUUGUAUUCUGCACCAGACAGUCUCUUUGUCUUCAUGAGUAGCUUUGCAGAAGUCAUGGAGGAGACGGUAGGGAGAAGAUCCCAAAAGUCUUAGCAUCCAUCCAGAUUAUAUCUGUGGCUUGGUUUAUUAGUGCCCAGUUUGUAAGUUUAGGGGAUCACUAUGGUCAGUAUUUUGGUAUUAUUUACAGGAGGUGCUUAAUAAACGUUUGGAAUGAAUUUCAUUCUGAAAAAGGCAGGAUCUAAAGUAGAUGUGAUAGACCUGAUUGACUUUAAAAACAAACUGUUUCAUUAAAAAAAUUCAUUUUCCUGUUUAUGCAAGUGUAAUGAAAUGUAAUAAAUUAAUGUGGAUCUAGCAGUAAACAUCGA